AUGGCUUCUAGGAACCAGAACAGGCCGCCGCAGAGCCCCUUAAAUAAAAAGGCAGCUGCUGAAGAAAACCCCCUUGACAAACGUCGGAGGAUUGGAGCAGAAAGGAUGGAAAGACUGGGAACCACCGGCAGGGGAAGGAGGCCAUUUACCUCAGUGAACAAAGGGCCUGAAACUAAUACAGCAAAUGAUGUUGGCGGUGCCGAUGGUUCAGAGUGUAGCACUGUCGAGUACACCAAAGAAAACGUGGAGGCCUUAUUGAACGAGAAGCCGAUAAAGGGAAACCCAUAUGAUAAUAAGAAAAAAAUGGAGCAUAUGGCAGAUCUUAUUAAGAGGUUUAAGCAGUGUGCAAAGUACUUACAAAAAGAAAAGGAAGAUCUUCAGUCUGCAAUUGAAUCUGCUGAGAAGAAGUGCACUGAUACUGAGACUCAAAUGAAAAAUAAGAUUGAGGAGUUGAAUGAGACAAUAUCAGAUUUGCGACAGACAAAUUCUUCUUUGGAAGAGAAAAUUGCAAAGGAAGAGUCGUGUAAGAUGGAAGCAAUUGAAUGUCAUAGAAGAGAAAAGGAAGCCAGAAGUGCGGCUGAAAAGGUGCAAGAUUCCCUUUCAACUGAGCUUGAGAAAGUUCGGCAAGAGAAAUUAGUUCUUGAGCGGAAGGCAAAUUCAAACGAGGACUUGUACAAGCGUUCUCAAGAGUAUAAUAUGAGUCUACAACAUUAUAACAGUCGCCUCCAGUCAGAUCUUGAAUCAACCAAUGAAUCACAUAAAAGACUGGAAAUGGAGAAAGCGACCAUUGUUGAAAACCUAAGCAAUGUAAGAGGUCACAACAAGGCAUUGCAGGAUCAGUUGGCAUCUGUUAAAGCUUCAAUGGAAGAGGCUACAAAGCAAAAAGAUGUGCUAGUACAGGAGCUGAAUUGUCUUCGUGAAGAAUUGAAACAAAUUAGAGAUGAUCGUGACCGGCAAUUGGGACAAGUAAAGGCUUUAACUGAUGAAGUAGCAUACUACAAAGAAUUUACAGGGAAUUCAUGCGCACAAUUGGAUAACCUGACAAUUAAAAUAAAUGCUCUCGAGGAGACAUGUUCUUCUCAAAGAGAGCAAAUAAAUAUACUGCAACAACAGCUUGCUGCUAAAAUGGAGAAAUUAAAGAUGGCCGACUUAUCUGUUUCAGAAACAAGAACAAGUUUUGAGGAGCAGAAAAGACUUAUACAUGAACUACAAGAUCGUCUAGCUGAUAAAGAAUUCCAAGUGAUUGAGGGAGAGAAAUUAAGGAAAAAAUUACACAACACUAUCCUUGAGCUUAAAGGGAACAUUCGCGUGUUUUGCCGAGUGCGACCUUUGCUACCAGAUGAUGGUGUUGGGACAGACAUGGUUGUUUCUUAUCCUACAUCAACAGAAGCUCUUGGCCGAGGAAUUGAAUUGGUACAAAGCGGGCAAAAAUAUCCUUUUACAUUUGAUAAGGUCUUCAAUCACGAGGCUUCUCAGCAGGAUGUUUUCAUCGAAAUAUCGCAAUUGGUACAAAGUGCGCUUGAUGGCUACAAGGUAUGCAUAUUUGCAUAUGGUCAGACAGGUUCUGGCAAGACCUAUACAAUGAUGGGCAGGCCUGAUACCCCAGAUUUGAAAGGAUUGAUACCACGUUCUCUAGAACAGAUUUUCCAGACUAGUCAAGCCCUCAAAGAUCAGGGGUGGAGCUACAAAAUGCAGGCUUCAAUACUGGAAAUAUAUAAUGAGACUAUUCGGGAUUUGUUGGCAUCAAAUCGGUCCAGUGGCAUUGAUCAGACACGAACUGAGAAUGGUGUUCCUGGGAAGCAACAAUACACUAUUAAACAUGAUGCCAACGGAAACACGCAUGUUUCUGACCUCACUAUUGUGGACGUUCGUAGUGUAAAUGAGAUUUCAUCUCUUCUUCAACAGGCUGCGCAGUGCAGGUCGGUAGGAAGAACCCAAAUGAAUGAACAGUCAUCAAGAAGCCAUUUUGUCUUUACUCUGCGGAUAUGUGGAUUUAAUGAGAAUACUGAACAACAAGUGCAAGGUGUCUUAAAUUUGAUUGAUUUGGCUGGAAGUGAAAGACUGUCCAGGAGUGGGGCCACUGGGGACCGACUUAAGGAAACCCAGGCUAUCAACAAAAGUUUAUCAUCUUUGAGCGAUGUCAUAUUUGCUUUGGCCAAGAAAGAAGAGCAUGUUCCUUUCAGGAAUUCAAAAUUGACAUACCUUCUCCAGCCAUGUCUUGGGGGAGAUUCAAAAACAUUGAUGUUUGUAAAUGUCUCACCUGAUGCUUCUUCUUCUGGAGAGUCCCUUUGCUCUCUUCGCUUUGCUGCCAGAGUCAAUGCCUGUGAAAUUGGUAUUCCAAGGCGUCAAACAUCAGCCAAGUCUUUUGAUUCUCGGCUAAGCUAUGGGUGAAGAUUGAUGAUCGAAGAAGAGAGCAACGUUGUGAUGGGUCCCACCAACAUAGCAGACCCAAAAAAAAAAAAAAAGUUCUUUGGGGGAAAUUUGACUUGUUAUACUUAAUUUGAUAGGGAGAUUUGUACACUUUACUAUUGUAGAGGGCAAAAACCAAAAAAAAAAAAAAGGGAGAAAGAAGAGCAAUAUAUUUGUUCCUUGUGUUGUGAAUGAAGGUCAUAAAAUUCUAGGGUAGGAAAUCUCUAGCAGUGUGUAUUUGAUUUGUGGAGGCUUGGCUUUAGCCUCCGGUUGUGAUCUGUACUACUAUCAUUUAGCAUUGACAUAAUUAAUGAGGUUAUUUGGGCUGUGUUAAAUAAUUAAAGUAUGAAUUUAAUUUA
This is a messenger RNA of Neltuma alba, 2768 nucleotides long. Its product is annotated as kinesin-like protein KIN-14C. Gene Ontology annotation, molecular function: ATP binding; microtubule binding; microtubule motor activity. Bases 1 to 2391 code for a protein of 796 amino acids. Lineage: Eukaryota; Viridiplantae; Streptophyta; Magnoliopsida; Fabales; Fabaceae. Gene Ontology annotation, biological process: microtubule-based movement. The transcript is spliced from 17 exons. The record is from RefSeq and is a predicted model, not a curated record.